Cokeromyces recurvatus is the source of this 817-nucleotide messenger RNA. RefSeq lists its product as uncharacterized. Gene Ontology annotation, cellular component: mitochondrial inner membrane. Lineage: Eukaryota; Fungi; Mucoromycota; Mucoromycetes; Mucorales; Mucoraceae. Bases 24 to 653 code for a protein of 209 amino acids. The record is from RefSeq and is a predicted model, not a curated record. Gene Ontology annotation, biological process: mitochondrial respiratory chain complex IV assembly. The transcript has a single exon.
AAACGAAAAUAAAAAAAAUAAAAAUGACUGGAAGAAAAGUACUCACUGUUCCUGAAAGACAUACACAAUCGCAUGUCAGUUUUGUUCAGGGAUGUAAAGGUGCAGCAAUGGGUGCUGGUCUUGGCCUAGUCGCUACUCUUCUCUCAUUUCGUUUCUCACCUGCUUUCAGAGCCUUAAGUAGACCCUAUCAAUAUUCUAUGCUUGCUUCAGGUGGCUUUACAGGCUAUAUGUUUGGAUCUGAGCGUGCUGCAUUUAAUUUUAAAAAUAAAACAUUGGGCUAUGUAGAUCAUCGAACAAUGGAUUCUCGUGCUUAUGAAAAUUAUAAAGCUUUAACUUUUGAGCCUCGUGAAAGAUCUUUACGUUUCUUGAAUAAUCAUCGUUGGGCUAUCUUAGGUACCACUUGGGCUUCAACUAUGGCAGGUGCUUAUGGCUAUAGUUUAUACCUUACUAAACUUUCUUCUCUUAAACAAAGAUUCUUCCAUGCUCGUAUUUACGCUCAAUUCGCAACUUUACUCGUUUUACUUGCCUCUGCUGGAUUAUCCUACUAUGUUGACAAGAAUGAUAAACUACUAUUUAAAGAUAUGUCUGAAAGUAAGCUUCGUGCUAUACUUGAGUUGCCUGUGCCUGAAAAAAAUAAGCAGCAUGUUGCUUAAACAUUUUUUUUUUCUAUUCACCUUUUUUUUUUUUCAACCCCCUUUCUUUUUAACUUCAUCAACAAUAUGUAUUUAUUUGCUUUUUAUCAUCUUUUGCAUUUUUAUUUUAUUUCAUUAUAUUUAUUUAUAAUAAAUGAUAGUAUUUUGGAUUUUAUUUAUUGAAA